AAGAGAGGAAGAGCGACACACGCAGCGAGAGAGGAGAGAAAUAAGAGGAAACUACAGGAGAAGAAGACGAGGAAUUUUUCACCAACAUGGCCUUGCGGGAUGAACUGUUAAAGUCCAUAUGGCACGCGUUUUCAGCGCUGGAUGUGGACAAAAGCGGGAAAGUUUCCAAAUCUCAGCUGAAGGUGCUGUCCCACAACUUAUAUACAGUACUUAACAUUCCACAUGACCCGGUGGCACUGGAAGAGCACUUCAAAGAUGAUGAUGAGGGUCCCGUCUCCAACCAAGGAUACAUGCCGUACCUGAAUAAGUUCAUUCUGGCUAAGGCGACUGAUAACUUCAACCGUCAAGACUUCAACAAAAUGUGCUGGACGUUGUGCUUCAGGAAGAACUUUGGGCAGAAUCAGUUGCAGAUCUCCAAUGAUGAUGCCUUUAAGAUCUGGUGCAUCUUCAACUUCCUGUCUGAAGACCGAUACCCGCUGAUCAUCGUCACUGAGGAGAUUGAGUACUUCUUGCGUAAGCUGACAGAGGCGAUGGGAGGCAGCUGGGUGGAGGAGCGUUUCGAGGACUAUAAGCUGCAGCUGAACUCAAGGCAGCAGUGUCUUAGUGCAUGGGAACUCAUCAACCUAGUUGGGUCAGGUCAGUUUAGUAAGGGCAUGGACCAUCAGACACUCUCCAUGGGAAUCAGCGAAGUUUACCAGGAACUCAUCCUUGAUGUGCUCAAACAGGGCUACAUGAUGAAGAAAGGGCACAAGAGGAAGAACUGGACGGAGCGCUGGUUCAUGUUGAAGCCUAACACGAUCUCAUACUAUGUUGGAGAAGACUUGGCUGAAAAGAAAGGAGACAUCCUAUUGGAUGAAAACUGCAGUGUGGAGCCUUUACAAGAUAAAGAGGGAAAGAAGUGUCUCUUCCUCAUCAAGUCAUCACAAAAAAGCUUUGAAAUCAGUGCAUCUGACAAGAAGAAGAAACAGGAAUGGAUCCAAGCUGUUCAGACCUGCGUGACUCUGCUGCGUCAGGGCCGACCAGCACCGCACCGUGAGGCUCGACAGAAGCGCCGAGAGGUGCGACUGAAGCAGCAGGCCGAACAGGAGGAGCUGGAGCUGAGGAUGAGUGAGCUGCAGAUGGCAAAUGAGGCGAAGCAGCGUGAACUGGAGAACAUGAGAAAGGCUCUGGAAGAGGCAGCAGCUUAACGCAGCAGAAGAAGAAAAAGACGUCUUCAGACCCCUGACCUCCAGGACCGCUAUAGGAGGGAUCUGGAGAGAGAAAAAAAGGUACGGGAGCAAAUUGAGAAAAACUUGGCUGAGAAGUCCACUGAGCUGGAGCAGUACCUGCAAAGGGUCCGGGAGCUGGAGGAGAUGUAUCGUCAACUGGAAUACGCUUUGGAGGACGAGAGGAAUGCCAGACAGGAUGAGGAAACCCUCCGUAAGCUGCAGACAUGGUUACUGGAGGAGGAGGCCAAGAAGAGAGCAGAGCUGGAGGAGAUUCAUUUGCAGCAGAAGCAGGCUAUCUCAGUCACGGUGGCUGAGAAAGAGGAACUGGAGAAGGAACGUCUGGCCAAGGAGAGCGCCCUGCAAGCUGCAAUGGCGCAACUGGAGCAGCUGGAGCAUGAGAGGCAGGGAGCACUGGCACAGUAUGAGACAAUCAGAAGGAAGCUGGAAACUGCAACCAACAACACCAAGACCUGGAAGCACAAAGUGGCUGAACAUGAGGGGUUGUUAAGGCUUAUUCAACCAGGUGCCAAGGGACAGCAGAAGGUCACAAACUGGGGCCUGGCAGCCUUUUCUGAAGCAGAGCUCAGUCUGAGGGAGAAACAAUGGCAGGAGAUGAAGAACCAGGCGACUCAGGCUCAGUAAAGCUGCUGUUAGCUGUUAUUGUAAUCUUAAAUAUGUUUAACUAACAAAAGACAGAUAAGACAGGGCUGCUGGGAUGUACUGUGUCGAAGUGCAUCUUUGCCAGGAUAAUGAGGCAUUUUUUAUUAAGGCGGCAUUAACUAAUCAAGAAAUCUUUGUUACCCUGUAGGAAACAGCACUGAUAGAACUAGAAAACUUUACUGUUGUUAGUAUUGGUCACCAUGGAGUAUACCUAAAACCACCACCAAGUAAAAAUCACCCUGUAAUUUAGGGCAGGUCAAUUAAAAUAAUUUUUAAAAAGUUAUCGAGAAAUAACUUUUUUCUUAAUAGAAAUAUUCAAUAUAUAGUCAAUACAUAGUCAAUAUAAAGUUGAUGGUAUUGUUGUUGGCUCAGGAGGUAGAGCAGGUCAUUUACUAAUUAGAAGGUUGGUGGUUCGAUCCCUGGCUGUUCCAGUCUGCAUGCCAAAGUAUGCUGAACCCAGAGUUGCUCCCGACGUACUUAUCAGAGUGUGUGUGUAUGUGAAUGUUAGAUA
Molecule: messenger RNA, 2379 nt
Organism: Archocentrus centrarchus (flier cichlid)
Lineage: Eukaryota; Metazoa; Chordata; Actinopteri; Cichliformes; Cichlidae
Gene: swap70b
Product: switching B cell complex subunit SWAP70b
Cellular component (GO): nucleus; cytoplasm
Molecular function (GO): calcium ion binding
Source: RefSeq, a predicted model, not a curated record